AUGACAUUCAACAAUCUACCACUUGUCAUUGCCUGUCUGGCCUUGUUGGUAGUCCAGUGCACUGCUUUUACCGUUUCUCCAUCCGCCUUGAGUCGCGGCGCCACAACGUCCAUUCCAAGACCUCUGGUUGCCCCAUUAUUUGCCGAAGAAGGAGAAGAGACGGAACAGGAUGGCGACGCUGAUGGCGAAGCUGCUGCCGAAGAGGAAGAAGCUGAACAAGAGGAUCCUGAAGUGAAGGCACUCAAAGAUGAAAUUGCUGACUUGGAAAAGACGCUGAAGGAGAAGAAAUCCCAAAUCCAAUACCUCAGCGAUCAAACGGACACCUACAGCAAGGCAGGAUAUGCUCGAAAAGUGGCAGAAAUGGAAAACAUGCGACGAAUGAGAAGUUCCAUGGCAUCUUCCAACCAAGAAACCAGUGUCGCCACUGUGCUGCGAAACUUUUUGCCAGUCAAGGAUAUUCUUGACAAGCUGCAGGAUAAGCACAGCCAGGAUGAAUUUGGAAAGCAAUAUGGAGCAUUGGCAGGCAAUUUUAACACGGCAAUGACGCAACUUGGAGUGUCCGAAUACACUGCUACUGAAGGUGAACCCGUGGACCGAACACGAUACUUGGUGGUGGAAGAGGAAUUGAGCCCCGAUGUGACAGAAAGCACCGUGCUUCGAACACUCAAAAAUGGUUUGGAAUUGAAGGGGAAUGUCGUUCGACUGGCCGAAGUAGUGGCCAAGAUCAAACUAGAAGAGGAGGCAGAAGAGGAACCAGCUGCUGAAGAAACAGCAGAGGCGGCAGCUGAAGGAGAAGCGGAGGCAAGCGAGUAA
Messenger RNA from Seminavis robusta, 813 nucleotides. Lineage: Eukaryota; Bacillariophyta; Bacillariophyceae; Naviculales; Naviculaceae. The record is from the annotation of a GenBank genome assembly.